AUGGCCGAUAGAUUAACACAAUUACAAGAUACAAUAAAUCAACAAGCAGAGCAUUUCUGUAACAGUAUUGGGAUACUACAACAGUUUUCAACUCCAGGUAAAUUCCAUGGAUUCGAUCGCAGUGGUUCUCAAACUCCGCAGCAACAACAAAAUCAAGAGGACUAUGCUAUGCUGUUUGCUACUUUAAUAUCUAGGUGUGCCAAAGAUAUAGAUACAUUAAUUGAAUCACUACCAAGCGAGGAGAGCUCCACAGAGUUACAAGUGCAAAGUUUAAAGCGCCUGGAAUCAGAAAAUAAAGAAGCAGCAGAACAAUUAGAAGAAGUAGUCCGGCAAGGUGAGAGUUUAUUGGAAAAGGUGCAAGGAGCUUUAAGUGACAUAGCACAAAGUCAACUCGAUAUGCAAAACCCAUUGUUAAUCCUCAACAAAGAUGUUAAACCACAAUUA
This is a messenger RNA of Brenthis ino (lesser marbled fritillary), 444 nucleotides long. The record is from the annotation of a GenBank genome assembly. NCBI's taxonomy places the organism in Eukaryota, Metazoa, Arthropoda, Insecta, Lepidoptera, Nymphalidae.